CUCGAGACAGACGCCCGCUUCUGGCCACGCCUCCCUCGCCGCCAAUGCUCAACGAGAUUUCGACGUCUGCCUUCUGCACGUCGCGACGCCCGUUCCGCCAUUGAGAUCGUCUUCAACGCCGUCUUCGCCGUUGCUUGUGCCGCCUCCGACUUCCCGAUCUGCCAACCUUUAGCGUCGUCGUCUUUCGUCUGCCAUCCCUGCUCGACACUGCCUCCCCGCCAUUCCUGCCGCUGCUACUGCUCAGGUUCCCCGCGAACUGCGCGCCCUCCGAGUCCUCACAAAAGCCUCAACGGCAGACACUGGCGCGCCGCCAGACGAUGGGAAUCCGCAUGCAGCUGCUGCCCCGCUGAACCCUGCGAGGCUCUUCCGGCCGAGUCGAGUCGAGUCGCGUCGCCGCCGUGAUAUAAAUCAUGAAGGAGUUUCCAAGAAAGUUCCUCAGCUUGCGAGACAAGAAUGGCACGCAUCGACGGAGCAAGUCGGUGCCGCCUGGGCACAAGGACAAGUCCCGGCCAUUGUCCGCCGAGGCAUUCCGCGCAAUGUUCAAGAUUGACAGCGCAAAACAUGCCGCCAAGCUCGAUGCCGACAGGGAAUUCGACGAUGCCAAGAUCGACGAGGCUCAGAAGCUUCUCGACCGCCUCAACAUCACCAACGUAUCCUACGAGCACAUUCGCGAUAUCAUGGCGACCAAGUUCGCCGAUGGUGACCCGAAGAGGACGGCCGACUUCAUCGAUAUAGAGCAGAAGGCUCAGGCCGGCAUCAUUACCUCGUACGAUCCAGGCGUGCACAUGGUCGGCGCCGAGAAUCGAGAAUGCGUCACUUGCUACCUCGAUGCUUUGCUCUUUGCCAUGUUCGCCAAGCUCGACGCAUUUGAGUGUAUGCUCAAAAACGACUUUACUCUUGAAGACCCCCGUUAUAAGCUCGUCAAUUUGUUACGCAUAUGGGUCAACAUGCUCCGGUCCGGUAACCUGAUCAAAACCGACUUUACGAAACUGGUUCAAGAUACCCUGGGCGACUGCGGUUGGCCCGAUGCUCGUCUGCUAGAACAGCAAGACACCUCUGAAGCGUUCGCAUUCAUCACCGAGACGCUGCAGUUGCCUCUCCUUUCCUUGCAGGUGGACCUCUUCCACCAAGGCAAAAAGGACAAGGACGAUCACAAGGUCGUGUAUGAGCGGCUACUGAACCUCGCUGUGCCCCCCGAUCCCGAAGGCAAAGGCGUCAAGCUCGAAGAUUGCCUUGAGGAGUAUUUCAAUGCCCGCGUGGAUGUGCUGCGAGAUAGCGAGGAAGGAAAGAGGUUGACAAUCGACGAAGGCAAGCUCGAAGACCGACUUAAUCCGGUUCACCAAGCUACAAUUCGUCUCAUCAGAGGCGAAGAGGGUGGUUCUUCGUCAUCGAUGACGGCGUCCCCAAUUGACGCAUCGUCUCCUUCCUCGCCUUUCGAUAACGCCCUCGAGCGUACAAGCUCGAUCGUCUCCACCAGAACAAAUGAUACAAGUUCUGCGUUCGACCAGGAUAAAGCAGCAAACAGAGAUGACAGUGAGGAGGCAGAUACUCUACCAAGACGCCCCUCAACUAGGCAUCGCUCCACAAGCGUGAUUCAGCGAAUUCAUGUGGACGAGCAAGGCCGCCCAACUGCUGAUGGAGCGAACAUCCCGAGGCGACGUCGCAAGGGAUCAACAGUCGUCAAGGCGGUGACUAUACCCGCGUGGCAGUUUUUCCGCCUCAUCCCCUGGCACGCCCUCACGACGAACGAGCCUCGCAAUGACGUCGAGGUUGCCAUGAAUUUUGACCAGCGACCCAUCGUGGGCAUCUGUCUCAAGCGGUAUGCCAUGACCGAGUCGGGCCAGCCGCAGCGCUCAAACACAUUCAUCGACAUCCCCGACAGUCUACGGCUACCGCACUUCAUGCUCGCAGGUAAUCCUGAACUCGACGAGGAGAAUGAAUUGAGCACAGAGUACAAGCUGGUACUUCAGUCUGUCGUCUGUCACCGCGGGGAGUCUCUUCAAAGCGGCCACUACAUUGCCUUCGCCAGAGUAGCACCGAAGCUACUCACCGGUAAUCGGAGGCACGAUUUUGAUCCGCCUCCGGAUUAUGAGGAGGCGCAGUGGGUUCGCUUUGACGAUCUGGAUUUGGAAAACCGCGUCAUAUUCGUCGACGACAUCAGACGAUCACUUAAGGAGGAGAUGCCGUACCUUUUGUUCUACCAGGUCGUUCCAAUGGUGGAUCUGACUUGCCCGUCAACUGAAGGCACGGAAGCCGAGCCUCCUUCCUAUGUUGAAUCGUCCAAAACGAGCCUGGAGCUACCGUCAACCGCUACGGCGUUUCACAAGGACCUCAUUGCGCACAGUCGACCCAAUGGGAACCACCAAGAUGAUACUCCUGUCGCAGAGGCUUCCAGGAGCAAGCCGCCUAGCAUCCGGCUCUCAUUCGAGGGAGAGCAGCCUCAGCGUGUCAAUCUCGACAAGCCAUGGGUGCCCCCCUCCACAGCCUCGACGCCUGGAGACUCCCGCCGUCAGAGUGUCUUUACCGAUUCGGCUGCGGUGUCCCCAGCCGUCACUCCAGGCGCUAGUUCGCCUGUGAUCACACCAUGUGACGAGACCACAGCAUCACGCCUUUCGCGAGCAGCGUCUCGCUUCACACUGGGGCGACAGAGUCGUCCAGCAAGCCAGUCCGGCGAGGGUCGGCCCAGCUUCUCCAUGAGUCGGCUAGGCGGGCUCAUGAAGCCGAGCAGAGAGCCCCUUACUGAGUCGAACGCGCUCACCGCAUCGGCGUCCAACUCAACCGCACCACUGGGGUCGGACGCCUCCAGCAAGGCGCCCGAAUCUCCCGAAGACAUGGACAAGUCUUCAGCUCGCGCACAGAGCACACCAACCAAGAAGAACACCAAGCCAAAGGACAAGCCCACGAAACAUAAAGUUCAAGGCGACCAACCCGAACGAGAGUGUUCAGUCAUGUAGUGCCUUCGAUGGGACCCUAGGACGGCUCCCUGUUUCCUUCCUCUUUUUACAUUCAACAGCAGUAGCUUUGCCGGUCACACCCGACACAAGAGCACAUGAGCAGCGAUUACGUAGAUUGCAUGGGAUGGCGUGGCAUGAGCGGAGCGGGGUCCGACGUACAGACGACGCUGGCGGAUGGUCCGCAAUAGAUAUAGCAUUCAUAGGAGGACUGCACGAUACCACGGCGUUGCGAGAGGGGCGGGAUAAUGAUCACAAUUGUAUCCGGGGGGAGAUAUCGAGGGCUUAUGAGAAGCCUGUCCGCUCACAAUAGCGGCACCUACAACAGACUGUGCCUACAGAACAAAGAAUACCACGACGCCUCAUCUGCAAUGCCACGGCGAAAUAUGGUGCCUUGCUUGUCAUCUACAAGCCGCAGAAUUGGGCGCGGGCGGGACGCUGAC
Messenger RNA from Purpureocillium takamizusanense, 3394 nucleotides. RefSeq lists its product as uncharacterized. The transcript has 5 exons. Gene Ontology annotation, cellular component: cytosol; nucleus. NCBI's taxonomy places the organism in Eukaryota, Fungi, Ascomycota, Sordariomycetes, Hypocreales, Ophiocordycipitaceae. The record is from RefSeq and is a predicted model, not a curated record. Gene Ontology annotation, molecular function: cysteine-type deubiquitinase activity; cysteine-type endopeptidase activity. Gene Ontology annotation, biological process: protein deubiquitination. Bases 411 to 2954 code for a protein of 847 amino acids.